AUGAGCCCGCCAUAUGAAACGAGACGCUGCGUCGGAUUCGUCGCCCAUCGUCUGGAACGUCUACGCUACUGCCGCACGCCAUUCGGGAAUGCUGUCAUCAACGACAUGAGCUGGCCUGAGGGUGGUCUGAUCUCCGACAUCGACAUCGGGGAUUUUGUGAUCGUGACAAUUCGAGAAACCGAGCCGCAUUUUCACUGGCGAAAGAACAACCCAUUUCGUGUUGUUUCAUUUUUGAAGACUGCCCCACCUGAGGGUGUUGACCGAGUCGAAAAAGGUGAUAACGUCAGGUUGGUGUGUAACGUCAUUUAUUGGGGUAAGAACGCUCACGGCUUGCCAACUUAUCGAUCAACUUUUGCUAGUUCUAUCCAAGACGUCUAUCAUCGGAUCGAAAAUCCUGAGCCAGAGCCGGUCGAAUACAAAGUUUGCAUCAGAUUGCUUGCGCUAGUCAACCAGCCUGGAAAAGAGCUUAUCAUUUCUGCUCUGAUCAACACAAUAAGACCAAAGCCAUCGGAGCGAGGAUUUUUGGGAGCCACUUCACCUGCUGAAUUAAGCGAAGAAUUGGAAAAGGUCGCACUUUCGACAUCGCUUCCGUUAGAUGACAGCUUCGAUCAACCAUUAGAGGACAGUAAACCAAUUUCUCUAGGAGUUUACCCAUCGGAGCAGCAGCAAAAAAAUAACGUUGAGCAAAGUCAAUGGGCAAUCCAUUUCGACAACGAGGAUUUGCUUGCAUCGAGACCGAUCGUUAAGACAAAGGAAGAGAAAGGUCGAGAGAUUUUGAUGCAGAUAUGGAACAACACUAAAAUUCGCAGGGUCAUUCACAAAAGCAAGCCGGAAAUCUCCGAAUUGAUCAAUCAGCACUUUCCCGCUUUC
Molecule: messenger RNA, 870 nt
Organism: Mesorhabditis belari
Lineage: Eukaryota; Metazoa; Nematoda; Chromadorea; Rhabditida; Rhabditidae
Source: the annotation of a GenBank genome assembly